Prionailurus viverrinus (fishing cat) is the source of this 4039-nucleotide messenger RNA. It is a transcript of the gene FBXO34, whose product is annotated as F-box protein 34. The coding region runs from base 615 to 2909 and encodes 764 amino acids. The transcript has 2 exons. The record is from RefSeq and is a predicted model, not a curated record. NCBI's taxonomy places the organism in Eukaryota, Metazoa, Chordata, Mammalia, Carnivora, Felidae. Gene Ontology annotation, molecular function: protein binding.
GCCUGGGUAUGAAAAGUUUCCUUACUGGCACUCUGAUUUCAAAGUACUAAAUAAAUUAAUAAAGUAUUAAAAACCUAUUCUGUAUUUCUUUGCAGUUCCUUAAACUUCUACAGACCACAUUUUGAGAUUGUUAACCUUGAAAGUUUAUGUGCAGAUAGGUAUUCCUGCCAUGAUUUGCAUGGAAACGGAUGAUAGAAGGGACUCUCUUUUUACAAAUGCGAAUUCUGAAAAUCCAGUCUUCCAAGCUGGUAGCAGAAUCAAAAUUGGAACCCAAGUCUAAUAGUAACUAAUACCGUUUGUAGCUCCAGCCAUGAGUGCUGAUAAACUGGUCAAGUCUACGGACUGAACACUGGCGUUUCUACCAUUCUGGCUAGCUAGCCUGAGGGUUUGAUUCCUUUCGCUACAGCUCGUACUCCAGCUUUCACUCUUUCCCACCACUUGGGGGCUCGCAGAUUCUUCACCCUUUUUAAGUUCCCCACUUUUCCCUUUCCCAGCGUCCGAAGUACCGCAGAAUACCCGUCAGGGGUCGCUGCAACCCCCUGGUACCGCAGCCCCUCCCCUGGCCAACCGUCGAUUGGGCCGGCGCGUGACGUCACUCCGUUUUAGCCAAACAAAUGGGUUUCGGGGCGAGCGUUGGGCUCCGCCGCGCCGUGCUGGGCGCUCGGUCCGCCUCAGCGGUGGGGAGUGAGCCAGGCCUCCUGCCGCCGCCGCAUCGGGGUGUGCAGCCCCGGGCCAGGCCCCGACCGGGGCAGGAGCGCAGAGCCUCUGUUAUGCACCUAAAGCCAUACUGGAAACUCCAGAAGAAAGAGCGACCUCUGGAAAUCAGCAGGGAAACUUUGAGAACUCCUAUGAGCCACCACGAAGCUAUAAAUGAUGAAAAAUGCAAAGCUAGCUACAUGAAACCAAGUGUCUUUCCUUCACCCUCUCUUGGUAAAGCGUCAUCUCGAAAGCCUCUUGGGAUUCUUUCUCCAAAUGUUCUGUGCAGUAUGAGUGGGAAGAGUCCGAUAGAGAGCAGCUUGAAUGUUAAAACCAAGAAGAAUGCACCGUCUGCAUCAAUCCACCAGGGUGAAGAAGGGGAAGGGCCGCUUGAUAUCUGGGCUGUUGUGAAACCUGGAAAUACCAAGGAGAAAAUUGCAUUCUUUGCAGCCCACCAGUGUAGCAAUAGGAUAGGAUCUAUGAAAAUAAAAAGCUCCUGGGAUAUUGAUGGGAGAGCUACUAAAAGAAGGAAAAAAUCAGGAGAUCUUAAAAAAGCCAAGAUACAGUUGGAAAGGAUGAGGGAAGUCAACAGCAGGUGCUACCAGCCUGAGCCCUUUGCAUGUGGCAUUGAGCACUGUUCUGUGCAUUAUGUGAGUGACAGUGGGGAUGGCGUCUAUGCCGGGAGGCCUCUGUCAGUCAUACAGAUGGUUGCCUUCCUCGAGCAAAGAGCCAGUGCCCUGCUAGCUACAUGUACGAAAAACUGCACUAACUCACCUGCUGUGGUGAAGUUUCCUGGGCAAUCCAGAAGUGUGCCCCCAGCCUCCGAGCCCUUUUCUGCCCCAGGAGCUUGUGAAGAAUCCACGGAAAGGGGAAAUUCUGAGGUUGGUGAACCACAGAGCGAGCCAGUCCGUGUCCUUGACAUGGUAGCCAGGCUGGAGUCUGAGUGCCUGAAGCGGCAGAGCCAGCGUGAGCCUGGGAGCCUCUCGAGGAAUAACAGCUUCCGUCGAAAUGUGGGCCGCGUGUUGCUUGCAAAUGGCACUCAGGCUAAUGAAGGCAAAACAAACAAAGGGGCCUUGGAGGCACCAGACACUCAGGUGAAUCCUGUGGGGUCUGUAUCUGUGGACUGUGGCCCCUCAAGAGCCGACCAUUGUUCUCCCAAGGGGGAUGAGUCCUGGGACGGUGCUCCUCGGGGCUGUCCGUCGUUGCCAGCGAGUGUGAAUUUCCUCAUGGACAGUGCAGAAUUUGAGCCAGAUCAGCAAACUGCCCUGAAAAAUGGCAAUAAAUAUGAUGUGGAGAUGACAGAAGAACUUGUUGGGUCAUCUUUUCCUGCUGGCACCUGCCCUCAAGCCAUUGAAUUGCCCACAGAUGCUGUUGAUUGUCUGAGUAGAGAGCUCGUGCCGCUUACUAGCCAAAAUCCUGAUCAGAGAAGAAAGGAAUCUUUGUGCAUUAGUAUCACUGUGUCCAAGGUAGAGCAAGGCCAGCCUUCUAGUUUAAAGCCCUGUGAAGACCCACUUCCAGGGAUGUUGUUUUUUUUGCCACCUGGUCAGCACCAGUCAGACUGUUCCCAGUUGAAUGAAAGCACAAGGGAGUCUUCCGAUGCCGGCCACCUUCAGGAUGCUGCUGAGGGUGACAGUACCACUGAGGAAAAAAGUGUUUCAGCUGAUUCAUUUGUCCUGCCAGCCUCUCCUGUGGAAAGUACAUUACCGGUGCUUGAGGCAUCCAGUUGGAAGAAGCAAGUGUCUCAUGACUUUCUGGAGACCAGGUUUAAAAUCCAGCAGCUUUUGGAGCCUCAGCAGUACAUGGCUUUUCUGCCCCACCACCUCAUGGUGAAAAUCUUCAGGUUACUUCCCACCAAGAGCUUAGUGGCUCUUAAGUGUACCUGCUGCUAUUUCAAGUUUAUCAUUGAAUACUACAAUAUCAGGCCAGCAGAUUCCCGCUGGGUGCGAGAUCCACGAUACAGAGAGGACCCUUGCAAGCAGUGCAAGAAAAAAUACGUGAAAGGGGAUGUGUCCCUGUGCCGGUGGCACCCCAAGCCCUAUUGCCAGGCAUUGCCCUACGGGCCAGGAUACUGGAUGUGCUGCCACCGGUCUCAGAAAGCCUUCCCUGGCUGUAAGCUGGGGCUUCAUGACAAUCACUGGGUCCCUGCGUGCCACAGCUUUAAUCGGGCAAUCCAUAAGAAAGCGAAGGGGACUGAAACUGAAGAGGAAUACUAAAGUCUACAUGAGAGGCGACAGAAGGACUGGUUUUCUAGAAUUGCAGAACCCCACCUAGAGCUGUAGAGCUACCAUGCGAGUGAGUGUUGCCUCUCAGAGCCAUCACUGUAGGCGAAUCUGUACGUAUUCCAUCAGGACUGCCACUGCUCAGGCAAUUUUUAAACUCUUGCUUUACGAGCUGUAGAAGGAAAUAGGUCUCAUUGUUUUAUAGUGGCACCUCCCAUUUGGUCCAGGGUGGUAUCCCACGGUUUGAUUCACUUGGCUGUGAAUAACUCUGCCUAUUCUCCCAAAUCAAAUCCAUCCUCAAACGAUGAAGACUUGCCACCAUCAAGGACAUUCAGAAGAGUUCAUUGCAGACUACGCAGGCGAUCCCCAAAAAGGGGUUCCAGAAAUGUUUUCAAGCACUGGCACCAUAUUUGAAAUAAGUGAAUAGUGUCCUCUGGAAAGAAUAGCAGCACUCUCGGAUGAAAAGUAUGCUUACAAAGGAAAAGUCAGGCACCUUACCUUAGCCCUUGUAUGCUUGAUCUGUGAGAUUGAGGUUUGUGGUUGGAGAUGGAUUUCAUGCCCUGUGGUGUUUACAGUGUAUAUAAUGGUUGUGUUUUCAUAGGGCUGUGAAAGUGCACAUUAAACCCGAGCGCCUUUACCUUAGAUGAGUGCUUUUGACCCCUCUGUAAAUAACACUAUUAAAUCCAGUUGUAUAGCGCGGAUAGCUGACUGAAGAGAAUCCCCACAAUGCAGCUAGGAUAGUGUUGCGGCUACAAUUGUGUGGGUUUUUGUUUUGUUUUGGUUUUUUUUUUUUUUUUUUUGGUCUCAUCUUAAAUUUGUACAUCCUGUAUAAAAUAUGAAUGUUUCCCAAAUAAACUAUGAAUGUUUCCUGUAUAAUAUAUGAACGUUUCUGAGAAGAAACUCUAAAUAGUUAAGAGGUUAACCUGUUGAAGAUACCAAAUAAUGGUUUAACUGGACAACCUUAAAAUUAGUAUAGAGAAAAAUCCUUUGUUAUAUUUUAGUGAUCCAUCAAGAAUGAGAGAAUAUUAUAUAGUCAGAUUAUAACAUUCUUGUCUACUUUACUCUUCCUGUCUGGUUAUGAAUUUUUUUUUUAACUUCAAUAAAAACAUGCAUCUUAAAUGGGA